Molecule: messenger RNA, 5120 nt
Organism: Manihot esculenta (cassava)
Lineage: Eukaryota; Viridiplantae; Streptophyta; Magnoliopsida; Malpighiales; Euphorbiaceae
Product: DNA topoisomerase 3-alpha
Exons: 25
Coding region: 2266-4815 (849 amino acids)
Biological process (GO): DNA topological change
Cellular component (GO): nucleus; chromosome
Molecular function (GO): DNA binding; zinc ion binding; DNA topoisomerase type I (single strand cut, ATP-independent) activity
Source: RefSeq, a predicted model, not a curated record
GGCAGCCAUGCCAUAUGCUAAUGACUUCCGUCACUGGUCAUCUUAUGGAGCUCGAUUUCGAAGAUCGCUUUCGCAAAUGGCAUUCUUGUGAUCCCGCUGAUCUCUACCAUGCCCCCGUCCGGAAAUACGUCCCUGAGAAGAUUGAAGAGAAGCUCUUCGUGAUCUAAAGUGGAAAGGAGCAAUGGUCGAAGGAAUGAAAGCUUUGAAAAGGAAUGAGAUUUGUGAACUUGUCACUCUACUAUUAGGGAAGAAACUGGUUGGCUAUGAAUGGGUGUUCAUUGUAAAAUACAAGGCUAAUGAUUCAAUUGAAAUAUAAAGCUAGAUUGGUGGCCAAAGGAUUUACUUAAACCUUUGGAGUAGAUUAUUAAGAGACAUUUGCUUGGGCUGCUAAGAUUAACACAAUCAGGAUAUGUUAUCUUGUGCAACCAACCUUAAUUGGAAUUUGCAACAAGUUGAUGUAAAAAAUGCCUUUUUUCAUGGAGUUUUAGAGGAAGUCUACAUGGAGAUUCCUCUAGGGCUCACUGAUGAGAAAACACAUGGGAAGGUCUGUAGAUCAAAAAAUGCUUUAUAUGAAUUAAAGUAAUCUCCUUGUAGUUUGAGCGAUUUAGCAAAAAUAGUUUCCUUUGGAUAUAGAUAGACUAAUGUUGAUCAUACCAUGUUCAUCAGAUAUUAUUACAAAGGUAAGAUUAUAGUAGUCACAAUCUAUGUUGAUGAUAUUGUGGUAUUUGGAAAUGAUAGAGAUGAAUGUUUUGACUAAAAACCUACUUGCCCAAGAGUUCAGGAUUAAAGAUUUGGGAAAAUUGCAGUUAUUCUAGGUAACUAAAGUAGCUAGAUCAUAUUAGAAAAGGGAAUCUUGAGAAACUAAAUCUUUUAGAAGAGAUUGGUGUGUUAGGUUGCUACCCUGCAAAGAUUGAUAUGGAGAUAUAUGCAUUUGUAGUGAGCUUGGUAAGCUAACAUAUGCAUUACUGCAUUUGCAAUUGCAUGCUGUUUUCUCUAGGAAAAUGACUUCUUUUCUCCAAACAUGGUCAACUUCAACUAGAGAUGUUGAUUGAGUUGGAUUUCUAGAUGAUAAAAAAUCAAACUUUGGUUAAACCUGUAUACUUGUGUGAGGAAACUUAGUAAUAUGGAGAAGUAAAAAGCAAAGUGUAGCUGCUAAAUCAAGUGUUGAAGGAAAAUAUAAAGCGAUGGCUCUUAGUGCUUCGAAAUCCUAGAACAAGUUGUGAUAAAAAACUCCGAAUACAUGAAUUGACAUGAAAGAGGCUAAGAUAAUUUCCAUAAAUUGUUACACCCUUAAUCAACUAUUGUAAUUAGAAACAAAGAUUAUGGAAUGAUAAAAUCCAGGUAGAAAAUGCCACAAGGAAAGAUUAUUGAUAAGCAACUAAACAUGGAGGUACACAAAGAAUAAUCAUCUUAUAGAGGAUAGAAGAUGAGCACAAGUUCAACUAAGAAAAUUCUCAUUAUUGGGAAAAUAACAACUUAAAUUCGUCCAUCCCAUGUUUAGUGGGUAGUUAUAGCCUUAAAACUCCUAAAAUUUAGCCUAAACCUAUUUUCAGUUGGAUUAUAAAUUGAUCUCCAACUUUGACUAGGAUAAACUAAUCCUAUCAAAACAAGAAAAACUAAUUAAAAUAAUGAGCUGCCCAAAAAUCACCUAAUGGGCCUAAAUAAAUCCUGAGCAUAAGGUCCAACAUAAAUAUAAAAAAUUUCAAAUUUGACAUUGAAGUCACAUGUCACAAAGGAUUGGUUCUUCAUGCUUGUUCCCCGUACUUUUCAAAUAUAGUUCCUGUCUUGUAAACCUCGCUUCCACCUAAAAUGACUUGAUUUCACAUGAUUCCAAGAUUGUCUUUGAAUAUUAGAGCGAGUGUGUUUGAAGAAUAUUGAUGCUCUUAUGUGCUUCAAAUGUUUGAAAAGUAUUACCUCCUAUGCAUGUAUCACUUAGAGUCGGUGAAUCAAUAUGCUUGUAGAAAUUGUUAUGAUGCGGAACCCCAAGACUAAUAAGAUAAUCUUAGAACUUUUGAUCAAAUUUUAACCAACAAGUUAAACCACCAAACAAUCAAAUUGAUUUGUUCUUGCACCUAAGGACACAACUCAAAAGAACUUAAAGAAAAUCAAAGAGAAUUCCUUUAAACCCAAUCGAAUUAAAGUGUUCAAAAACAUAAGAAAUAGGAAUUGAAUUUGGAAAGCAAUUGAAUAAUCAAUCACAAUCCAAACAAUACCUUGCUUAUAAAGAUAAGAGAAAGCUAAAACUCUCUUUUAGUAAAGGAAAUUAUGAGAUUUUCAUUCAACAUAUCAAAACAAAAUACUACAACCCCUAUAUAUUGCCAAGACUUAAGGACUACAAUGCAAACGAUAUUAAAUUGUCUUCAAGUCUCCAUAAAGGACAAGAUAGAUAUCAAAAGGACACUGGAGGAGGAAGCAAGAAGGUGCCAGUGGCUUAUUCUAUGGCUUGAUUGUGAUAGAGAGGGAGAAAACAUUGCAUUUGAAGUGAUGGAUGUAUGUGGAGCAGCAAAUCACAACCUUACUAUAUGGAGGGCUCGCUUUUCUGCAUUAAUUGACAGGGAAAUCCAUGAGGCAGCCCAAAAUCUUAUUUCUCCUAAUCAGUGUUUUUCUGAUGCUGUGGAUGCUAGGCAAGAAAUUGAUCUCCGCAUUGGUGCUUCUUUCACCAGGUUUCAGACCAUGUUGUUGAGAGAUAAGUUUGUUAUUGAUUCUGCUCAAGAUGACAGAAAUCUUGUUCUGAGUUAUGGGCCUUGUCAGUUCCCUACACUUGGCUUUAUUGUUGAACGUUACUGGGAGAUACAAUCACAUGAGCCUGAAGAGUUUUGGACUAUUAAUUGUUCUCACAAAUCAGAUGAAGGCAUUGCAAACUUUAGUUGGAUGCGUGGACAUCUUUUCGAUUACACUUCUGCUGUUAUACUUUAUGAAAUGUGUGUUCAGGAACCAACUGCGACUGUAAUGAAGGUUCAUCAGCAGGAGAAACGGAAGUACCCUCCACAUCCUUUGAGUACAAUUGAGCUUGAAAAACGUGCCUCAAGAUAUUUCCGGAUGAGUUCUGAACUCACCAUGAAAGUGGCAGAAGAUCUAUACCAAGCUGGUUUCAUUAGUUAUCCUCGUACAGAAACGGAUGGCUUCUCUAGCAGGACUGAUUUACAUACAAUUGUGCGAGAACAACAGGAACAUCCUGUAUGGGGUUCAUAUGCUCAACGACUGUUAGAUCCUGGAACAGAAUUAUGGAGAAAUCCGGGCAGUGGUGGACAUGAUGACAAAGCCCAUCCUCCCAUUCAUCCAACAAAGUUUUCUGCUGGUGAAAGUGCAUGGAGUCUAGAUCAUCAUAGAGUAUAUGAGUUAGUUGUUCGCCAUUUUCUGGCAUGUGUUUCACAACCAGCUAUUGGGGCUGAAACUAUUGUUGAAAUUGAUAUUGCUGGUGAACAGUUUUCUGCAUCAGGGAGGGUGAUAUUAGUUAAAAAUUACUUAGAUGUUUACCGUUUUGAAUCAUGGGGCAGUUCAAUGAUUCCUACCUAUGUCCAAGGUCAACGGUUUCUCCCGACAACCUUGGCUCUUGAUUCAGGAGUCACUAGACCACCACCUCUUCUAAGUGAAGCAGAUUUACUUAGCUGUAUGGACAAGGCUGGUAUUGGUACGGAUGCGACGAUGCAUGAUCACAUAAAGAAGCUGCUUGAUCGAUUCUAUGCAACAAAGGAUACGAAUACUCGUUUCUCACCAACUAAUCUUGGUGAGGCUCUGGUUAUGGGAUAUGAUGACAUGGGAUAUGAACUUUGGAAACCAAAUCUUAGAUCAAUGAUGGAGUUUGACAUGAAACAAGUUAGCAUGGGCUGUAAACGUAAAGCUGAAGUAUUGGAUACUUGCUUGCAACAGAUGAAAGCUUGCUUCUUAGAUGCAAGGGUAAAUAAAGUGAAACUCCUAGAAGCCAUGGCUAUAUUCUUUGGGAGAUCAGAUAGAUAUGGAGGAAAUGACCAUCAUGUAGCUGCAGAAAUUGUUCGACCAUGUGGACUUUGUCAGGAAUCAAAUAUGGUGCUAAGACGAAGCCGGGAUGGCAAUUUCAUGGUUGGAUGCUUGGGGUUUCCACAGUGUAGGAAUGCUAUAUGGCUUCCUGGACCAGUACUUGAAGCCACUGUAAGCACCAACAUUUGCAACUGCUGCACGCCAGGUCCUGUUUACUUGAUUCAAUUCAAGUUUCGGCAGCUUGAAAUACCACCAGGCUUCAAUGUCAACCAUUUAGGUUGCAUCGGUGGCUGUGAUGAGACUUUGAGACAGUUGAUAGAGAUAUGUGGAACUGGUUCUCGUGUACAAGCCAGAGGUCAUGCACCUAAUCCAACACCUGGCAACCUCCAACAAAAUAACAUUAGGCGUGGUACUUGCAUUCACUGUCAGCAAUUGGGACAUGCUUCAAGCAAUUGCCCUUCACAAUUUUCAGCUUCUCGACAUGCUCAGUUCAAUGGAAUGAGACCACAAACUGGGGAAUCUUCAGUUUCAUGUGGGACAUGUGGAGCACAAUGUGUUUUGCGUACGGCUAAUACAGCAAAUAACAGGGGAAGAAAGUUCUACUCAUGUCCAUCUCAAGGAUGCAACUUUUUUGUAUGGGAGGACAACUCGAAUAAUGGCACCUAUGGAACAAAUGCAAAUGUCAGUAACUCGGCAUCUAAUCCUAGCUGGAGCAGGAGGGGUGGCCGUGGCAGGGGUACACAGGGUGGUGGGACUUUUGUUUCUGCCACUGGUGAUCCUGUAUCUGGCAGGUGUUAUAUGUGUGGUGAUCCAUCACACUUUGCAAAUACCUGUCCAAAUCGUGGUUCGCGAUGGUGAUGGUGAUGAUCUCUUGAAUGUUGAAGAGUGAAAAGAUGCAUUACCAAAGUAAAAAUAGGUUUGUGCCCACAAGUCCACAACGGUAUUUAACUGUAUCAAUAUCAUGUAUUCUAAAUUUUUAAAAAUUGAGAAGGCAACAUCUCUCUUUUUGUCCGGUUGAUGAGGCUUAACGAAACUUAAUUGUGCAUUAAGGGCAAGAUCUGAUCUCUCAUUAUCUCAGGUUCAGUGCAUAGAACCCAUUUAUUGCUUUAAUAUUGAUAGAUCGGAGUCUUAUUUUUCUGUUAUUGCCAGAAGCCACUUGUUAA